CUUUCGCUUUCGUUUUGAAGCAACGAUUAUACUGUGACUGCAAUACUGAAAACAGGCAGUCGCUGCUAAAGAUUUUCUGUUAUUGUGCAAGUACCCGAAGUUCCCGAAGAGACAAGGGGCGUCCUUAGAGGUUGCGGCGUCACAAUGGCCGAGUCUUCGGAUGACAGUCGGACCAACAGGAGGACCAACACUCCUGCUCCAACAUCGCCACCUGGUGGCUACCAGCAGCAACCCAUGCAUGGAAGUCAUGCUCAGAUUCCUCCAAUGUAUGCUCAGGGAAUACCGGCACCCCCAAGCCAACACACAGGUGAUCCCCAGGCUCAGUCGCAAUUCUACCAAAGGUACGGUGGAUAUCCGCCAACCCCAGGAUCAAAUUCCAGAGGUGGAAACUACCCCCAACAUCCUUCAAACAUGCCUACAUAUCAACACGGCCAUGGAUACUUUCCUCAACAGUUUCAAUAUGGAGCUCAGGGUUCCUUUCCUGGUCGUUCGGAAGCUUAUGGGCAGGGAAGCCCGAUGGCACAGGGUCAGCACACUCAGACUGGUUAUUACAAUACACCAUCCCCGCAGCACCCGCAUAUGGGGUCCCAACAAGGACAAGCACGGGGACCGUAUGCAAAAAGAUCCUCAAGUGGGUACGCUUCAGAUCAACACGGUGGAGACAGCCCAAGGCGUGAGACAUCGGAUCCUGGAGGAGGUCCUAGAGAAGAUCCUGGAGAUACAAAAGAUCCUCCCAAGACUGUUUUGGUCGAGGGAAUUCACAAGAGUAUGUCAAAGGAGACCCUGGAAUUGUAUUUUGAGAGCAAGAAACGGUCAGGUGGGGGUGACGUGGAAGAUAUUGAACUUAACCUGGCUGAAGGCACAGCACUUCUAACAUUCCAAGACUGUGAAGCCGCAGCACGGGUGGCCAGUAGGGAGACACAUGAUCACAGUGGACACACACUGAAGGCGUGUCUCUACGACAUAUCCAGAAUAUAUACCAUCGUGGUGACGGGGUUUGGUUCCUCUGUCAUUGAGGAUACGCUGGAGUUGUACUUUGAGAGUACCAAGCGAUCAGGAGGAGGGGAGAUAGAAAGGAUGACGUUAAAGAAGGGCAUUGCACACAUCACCUUCAAGGAAGAUGGAGUUGCCCAGAGAGUCGUAGCAAGAUCACACAGCGUUGCCGGUAGUGACGUCACAGUAAUGCUUGACAAGCCGCGUCAGAGGAAGACAGUCAAGCCAAGAACCAUUGCUGUCACUGGUUUUUCCAAGCUAGAUAUGGACACCAUCGAGAUGUACUUUGAAUCUAAGAAGAAGUCUGGCGGUGGUGAAAUAGAGCAAAGGGAAGUCAACAAAGAAAAGGGCAUCAUGUACAUCACCUUCAAAACCGAGAAAGUUUUUGAGCGGGUACUUAAGCGUCCCUCCCAUGGCAUCCAAGGUGGGCAGUUGAAAGUUGUCAAAGCCGGGGAAGAGGAGCUUGGAGAUUCGACACCCACACAAAGCUCGGACGAAGAAGACACAGAGCCUUCAGCUACUGUUGAGAUCCGUGGAUAUUGUAAGAGUUCUUCAGACGACGCAAUCACUCUGUAUUUUGAAAAUAGUCGUAAAUCUGGUGGAGGACCCGUUGAAACGUUCACUCGUGAUGAUAAAAAGGGCGUCAUCGUGAUGACAUUUGAAGAUCAUCAAGUGGCUGAGAAGGUUGCCGCUCGUCAGCACAAGCUUGGGGACCGGGAGCUGCAGGUGAAGAUGUCAGUUCCUGCAGUGAUGUAUCGGGACAAGGUCCUCCUCUCUGGAGUCCCUGACGGGGCGUCUGAAGACAACAUAAGAGACUUUCUGGAGGCCAGGACUCAGCAUACUGUAGAUAAAUUCCUUUAUGGGGAAGAAGAAGGAGAUAUUCUAGUGUUCUUUACAGAACAGUUCAAAGAUUUCACAAAGUUGAGUGAAUUGGUCAUGAAGAGAGAGUUUAUGAAGGCAAGUCUGAAGAUCAGAGAAAUUCCACAGACUACCAGCAUCACAAUUAGAAACAUUCCAGAGAAUACAACCGAGGAUGCCGUCUCCAUGUACUUUGAAAAUAGCAAAAGAAGUGGAGGUGGGGAGGUGGAGGAGGUGGUUUUGAAUCUAUCAGAAGAGUUGGCUGUUGUCAGAUUCAAGAAAAGUUCAGAUGCUGAAUCUGUGUCAGAACGUCCUCAUACUUUGAGUCAAACCCCUGUGGAGGUGAGUCUGCAUUUUGAAUGUCUAGGGGAGGCAGGUGGCACCACUGAACCACCUUGUACAAAAAUUCCAGAUCCGGAACAUCUGCUGGAUGUCGGUGACUAUAAGAUUAAAUAUCUCGUGGCAACUGGCACAAAAAUGGAUGAAAUCAAAGUUGAGCUGUCCAAAUUGCACAGUGACGUUAAAAUAGAUGCUGGAAAGAAGGAAAUCACACUCAGUCCAACCUACACUGCUGAAGAAACUAGAACCAUCAGUAGAACAUGGUCAAGAGACGUUCUAAAGGCAAUGGAGGAACAGCUGGACACACUUGUGGUGGAGAUGAUUGAUGUCAAUAAUGAAAUCUGGCCCGUUGUGGAGUCUAAAGUAAAUGAAUUUGACAAAGGAGUAGAUGCGAAAGUUUUUACAGAUGAGUCUGAAUGGCGACUUGUUGCAGUUGGGGCACAGGAACAGGUAACUGAUACCAUCAGAAAGAUGAACGCAGUAAUUGAUACUGCCAAGACUGAAAAUGAAAGGCGUAAAAACCAAGUGACCCAGAGAAAAAAAGUAGAUGGACCAAAGCUUCGUAUUUUGAAAGCAAAAGGAUUUCUGAACAGGUUUACCCAAGGAUAUGUAACAGUAUCCAUUGAAAUACAAACAGGAGAGCUGGUAUUUGUCGGGCCAUCUGAAGAAGUACAGAAUGCUAUCAUGCAGAUGUAUGGUGAAUCGAAUGAAAUAACACAACAAACAAUAACAAGCUUUUCAGCAAACAUGACAGAGCUACUCAAGCGUCCCACUGUACAAGAAUAUCUUCAUCAGAGACUGGAGCAACAGAACAUGGCUGCUGAAGGUUCCUGGGAGCCUGGCCGAGAGGGCAUCAUCAUAUACUACACCAGCAAUACAGGAUUGGAAGCACUGGAGGGUUUCUUGAAGUCUUCAGUUCAGGAAGGAACUGUAAAGCUUGACAGUGAGCAAACACCUCUUCUAAAAUCAUCAGAUUUUCUUGAAGAAAUUGAAAAACUAAAACGGGAUCGACACGACAGAUUAAUCAUCUCUCCCCUGGCUGACAGGAAACGUAUCAGCAUAACAUCUGUCAGUGAAGAUUACGACGACUGCCGUUCGGCAGUAACGGACUUCCUUCAAAGAAAUGCUAUAUAUGCAGAGAAAAUGAUGUACAGUCAACCUAUUCUGAAGUUUCUCGUCAUGCACUGUAGAACCAACUUGGACAGCGUCAGUCAGGACCUGAAACAAUUCAGUGUCAAAUUUGUGUGCACGAAAAAUCCGUUCACUGUAACACUUAAGUCAUCCCAGAAGGGUCUCAGUCAAGCUAAGAUGUUUGUCAAUUGCAUCACUAAAACGAUUUCUUUUCAAAAGCAAGUCCUAAAAAGACCAGGGAUAUAUGACUUCCUUAAAUCAGGAGAUGUCAUAGAACAGGUGGAGAAAAAUGCAAAAUGUGUCAUCUCAAGGAGCGGAGAUAAUUCUGAUGUGACGACAGAUACUCGUUCGGCAUCUGCUGACGACAGUGUGCUAAAAUACGAACGUGCUUUCCACUGUGCACCAGACACCACCAGGAAGAUCCAUGUUGUGGUCGGCAGUAUGGUUCCAUUGGUGUCAGAUGUUGAGGCAGUGGUGGUUGUCCUAAAGAAUGACCUAAGCCCAGAUUCAACACAAGCUGAGGCUGUCAUUGAUAAAGCUGGCGCAAGUGUAAUGGCAGAGGUCGGAGGUAGAUCCUACAUGGAAGGAGACGUUGUUAUAACAUCAGCUGGGGGACUUCAGUGUAAGAGGCUUGUCCAUGCUGUUGGUCCUGAUGCAAACAGUAUUUGCAGUAUAGAGGAGAUAAUCAAGGUAGUCAUCACAGCAGGUCUGGAGGAAGCUGAUAAAUACCGCUUGACCUCUGUGGCUCUCCCUGCUUUCAACACCGAAGUCAUACACCGGUCAAUGUCAUUCGAUGAAAGGAUAAAGUACAUCUUCGAAGGAAUCAAAGAUUACUUCAACAUCAGAAGCUUUGUCACAGAUGUUUAUGUGUGUUUGGAAAACUCGAAGGAUUGUCAGUCGGCAUGGAAACAGUCGGUUUCUACAUUUGGGGAGGAACAUGUUUUUGCAAAACAAAAGGAAGAAGAUCAGUCGGGAAUGUCCACACCUCAUAGGCAUAGACAACGAAGACAAGGUCUUAGUGCCAGUAGGUCCAGUCUGAAUCUGUCGUCAGUGGUUACAGCUGAAAACGAGGAGACACAAGCUGCUCCAGCUGCGGAAGCCUCUGUUGCCAGUGUGCCCAAACCACGAAUCCUAUUGGUGAAGGCAGAUAUGGGAGUCGAGGAGGCUGACGUAAUUGUUAGCUCAUCUAACACCAACCUAGAUCUUGACCGUGGCAUGGUGUCGAAGUCACUUGUGAAACAUGCAGGCCCAGCCAUUCAAGCUGAGUGCAAAGAGAAGUACCCAGAUGGAAUACAGUUGGGUGACAUAGCUGUUACAAAGGGUGGUGACAUGCAAUGUGUGGAACAGAUCUAUCACUGCGUUUUGCCUAACUGGAGUGAGGACACGGGGAAACAAACGCUGAUUGACACAUUGAACGCCCUGCUGCUGAAGGCCCACAACGGAGGCUGGGGGUCGGUGGCUAUACCUGCUCUUGGCACAGGGCAUCUUGGCUAUGCCAGGACUCUGGUUGCCAAGGUGAUGUACGAAACUGUGAUCCAGUUUGGGAAGGACAAUACCGAUACCCCCCUGAGAGAUGUACUCUUCAUUGUGUACCCUGGAGAUCAAGAGAGUUGCCAGGUUUUCGAGGCAGAGAACAAAAAGUAUGUGGAAUCUAUCGGUGGCAAAGUUGCUGGCUCACAGAAUGAAAUCGAUGCCGAGAGGGAGCUUGAGUUGGAACGGUACAGAGAGGGACUGAAGGCUGGCAAGGAAAGACGGGAUAAUCCAACCGAAGCACCUGCACCUGGCCAUAAGUCAUCAGGAUUCUUUGGCGGAAUAAGAGAUUGGUUGGUUGGCAAGAAAACAGAUGUUCCACCACACGGCGAACGACAUGAACCGGAUUUCAGCACACAGACGAUCUCCAAACCAUCAGAGGUGUCCCUCUGGUUCUAUACAGAUGAACCAGCAAACGUUUCAAGAGCUGUUGACUUGAUACACAGCGAGUUGGUUAGAAAGGCACAGUCUACAACUAUCAAAGAUGAUUCUCUGAAGAAAUGGAAUCCUGAGCAGAUCGAGAGAGUUAACAAACUCCAAAAUCAACAUGGAGUCCAAGUGAAUGUGAAUAAGCGUGUGGGUCGCAUCGUUGUAACCGGCCUUUUAAACAACGUUUCCGAUGCAUGUAACUUCAUCCACAAGAUGAUCAGAGACGUUGAAAGGGAAAUCCAGGAAAAAGAGUAUGCUGAGGCGCUUGAGAAGGUGGUCCAGUGGUAUUUUAUGGACAAAGAUGAAGAGACAGCAAAUGAAGUCAUGACGAAAUAUGACACUUUGAUGAACGCAAUGUUGGAGAAAGCCUUCAAAAAAGGGGAGACGACGAGACUUGUACAUGAUGAUUUUGUGUUCGAUUUCAAUGACUGGGUUGAAUAUCCUGUUGACAAUGACGACGACAAAGUUAAGAUUAUUCGGAGAGACCUUGUGGAAGUUUCCUCUUCCAAAGUCCCUGACACGUGGGAACAACUAGGUGAAGAGCUUGCCGUCAAGCAGGUGACAGCAGGGACGACCGAGCACCAGGGCGUCUUGAAGACCAUCACAGACUCGUUUGCAGGGGCAACACUGGAGGUCAUCAGAAUUGACCGAGUCCAGAAUAACUUCCUGUACCAGCAGUUCCAGGCUAAGAAGAACCAGCUUGAGAAUCAGAGCCCUACUGUUGUUGUAGAGAGGGCCCUGUGGCAUGGAACCAAGCAAGAAUAUACAAUGAAUAUCUGCAACUAUGGAUUCAACAGAAGUUAUACCGACAAAAGCCAGAGCGAGUAUGGGGAGGGGGUCUAUUUCACCACUGCGGCCCCAGCUGCUGCCCAGGACAGGUACGCCCCUGUAGAUAGAAGCGGGAAACGUUACCUAUUCCAGAGCAGGGUCCUGACAGGGACCUUCACAACGGGCCAGGCAUCAUUCAGAGUCCCACCCGCUCGUGAUCCCACCACGUCAACUACGCUCUUGUAUGACAGUGUUGUCAACGAUCUAGCGGACCCCAAGACCUUUGUUAUCUUCAGUGAUACACAAGCGUAUCCUGAAUACCUUAUCACUGUCAAGUGUUGAAUGUGAUUCAGUGAUUCUGUCUGGCCUUCUACAGAUAAUAUUGGACCAUGCAAAUAUAUAUUUGUGCUUUUAGAUAUAUAAUUUGAAUUUGUACGCUGGUUUCAUGUUGAUUUACAUGAUAAUGAACCUGUCAGUAAAGUAUGGAAUUGAAAAAGGAUAUCUGUCGAGGAUGAUCAAGACUCUUGUAUUGACGUUUCUUAUUGUGAAAACAGUGUUAGCCUUCAGCCUCUGUUUACAAGUUGAUUGUUAUGACAUUUCUUCAAGCAUAUUUCUGUCAGCUCGUUACGUUCACAUUCCGGGUUUAUUCCCUAAAUAAUACCCUUUUCUUAGGGUUUUUUUCUUCUUGUGGGUGUAAGAAAUAACAUAUUUUUUGUUUUCCAAAUGUGUGACAUUGUAUUUUAUCUUCAACUGUACAAUUCAACAGCUUUGCUUUGAUCAAGGGAACCUUGUAUAUUGUAUGUUUAAUUGUACACGAUAACGGAAAUUCAACUUAUAACCUCUAUAAGUAAAUUACCGAUUCCAUAUGGCCUCGAUAGCACCUAUGUUUGGAACCAAUUGUUGAGAAUGGACCAGUAUUAAGUCAUAUCAGAUUAUGGACACGUCCAAGCAUGCUGCUGGACGAGCUUUAUUGAUCGCGUUUGCCUUACCGCUUGUAUUAGAAAAUAUUUUCAUCAUUUGCGUUUAUAGCUUCCAAGUCAACGAGCAUACUGGUAGAGGUCAAACUAAAAUGAAUGCAUAUCUGGGCAUUCUUUCAUAUGUCGUUGAACUAUACGUUGUUUCGUAAGCAGUAAGCUUGGUAGUGUUGAGACAUUUGCUGCUUAUCUUAGGGAAUGUGUUGGCUUGUUAUAGUUUCAAACUUUGAAACAAAUACAACGUUGUUAACAGCAGAAAAUAACACUUCGGAUCAUUUAGUAUCCUAAACCGUUCAAGACAAAAACACUGGUAUUCCUGUAUGACAUUUAUAGUAUGGUAUUUUACAGAAACAAACCGCUGAUCACAUCAUUUACGAUAUCUACGAUAUGAAUAGAAGACACUACCAUUGAUUCAGUCAUCAGAUAUGAAAAUAUUCAAACUGUUUAAAUCAUUUCGAAUGUUGAAGAGGUUUGUUUAUGCAGAGGAAUGACACAAUAGACACAAUAUAUUUUGUGAAGUACAGGUACAUCACGAACCGGAGGAAAAUUAUUUUCAUUUACAUGCAUUUUUGUAUGUAUGGUUUUUUUUAGAAAUACAUACAUAUGCUCAAUGGUCCAUUGCCACACCCUUAGCUGCUGAAACAAGAACAAAGGUUCAUUUUCUGGUGCCCUUUAGCACUGUAGGUGUCGAUGCUGCAGGUGUCUUGUGUGAAUGUUGGAAACUGUUUCACAUGAAAUGACAGUUGUGAUGUGUCAAGAGUAAUCGUCACAAUAACAUUUGCAAACGAGUGUUUUUGUAUUAUUAUAUUUAAACUUGUUUAGUGAGUGGGUUAAAAUUUAACGGUGCAUCGGCAUUAUUUCAGCCAUAUAGCGACGAAAAACUUGUUUAGUCUGUCUACUGGCCCGAGUCCGUAUUUUAUCUUUAUCCUUUUCUCUUUUUGCCGCAUUACUUUCGAUAAUCGAGACUGAUGAUGAUCUGACAUUGACGUAAUUUAUUUAUUUUUAAAUUUUGUCAGUAAGGGUAAUUUUACAUCGUUACUCAUAAUGGUAUGCAGUUUGAAACACUGAAUAUCACGGAAUAUAAGACAUUAUUUAUAUUAUUAUUACCACUAUAAUUACAAAUCCAACAACAUAACAGAAAUGAUGUAAUAAACACGACCCUUGAUGAAAGUCAGAACAUAUACCAUAGUAGAUCUAACAACCAGUAAAUAAGUAUAUUGGCCCACAAAUUAUGAAGUCCGAAACAGUUGAUGUGUCUGACAGUCCGAAAGAAAACUGUUGAACUCUAUCUGUUCAAAUUUUCUUUCAAGUUUAAUUGAUUAAAUUAUUUGCAAGGAUAAUCAUUGUUUUAUCUAAAAUCAAUGCGUCAUUGGUUCUCUUAUGGUGUAGUCUCUCUAUCUAUCUUGAAGGAUGAGUGUGUGCAUUCAACACUAGGCACAUCACAUGUAAAGCACAAGGUGUGAGAAGGAACAAGUUUGGCUUACAAGAAAUGCCCCUAAAAUAAUUGAAAAGAUACGGAAAGUUUUCAAAUAUGUUUUUUUUUAUGACAGACAGCAAGCCUUUACUUUCUAUCGUUUGCGAGUUUUAGGUUUUAAUUCAAAUCUUUAUUCAUUUAAUAUAUUUUAACCUCGAAUUUUGGUUUUGUAAUAUAUCAUAGACGUAGGAAUGUUGUAAUUUCCAUUCAUAUGAAUACAUCUGCUGACUUCAAUAAUGGUUUAUCAAUAUUUAGCUCAUUUCAUAAAUUAUGUAGAUCUAGUAAACCAGGAAGUAUCCUGAUCCUUAAGACUAUAGUCCUGAAGAAAGUGUAUUUUCCCCGACAUGUUGCAGAGUCGAUUACAAUAAAUGUAAUCAGACUCGUAUGAGUUAUAGUAUUCCUACAUUGACAGAUUAAGUGUGUAUAGUGUUUAUGUGGUGCGCAGUUAAUUGAUGAUAUAUUGGUACUGAUAUAUUUACUGAAUGUCCCUACACCUUUAAUAAUAAGCAGAGAAUAGUGAUUUCAUCACCCAAUACGAAACUGCGUUUCAAAUGAUAUUAUAUCAACCGUUUGUAUUUGUAAACAAACGCUCAGCAAAAGAAUAGCUUCAUCCAUCUCUUGGUCUUUGUUCCUGGAACCAUGUAUUGUAGACAAUGUGUGAGCUAAGUAUGGUGUUAAUUUAAGGGAAGAUUCCUUGCAUAUGUUCGUUUGCCAGACUUAAAAAAAAUACUUAUUCGACCAUUCCCUAGAUAUGUACAUGAGAUAGCUUUGUAAUUACAGCCAUGAUAGUAACUGUUUUCAAAAGAUCCAGUUGAUACUUUAAGUUUUAAACUUUAUUGGUUUGAAAAACAUGUUCAGGCGAAUGAUUCUAUCUGUGUGUGCUUUGAAUAAAACAUAAAGCAAAAUAUGUGUUGACAUGU
This is a messenger RNA of Haliotis rufescens (red abalone), 9416 nucleotides long. Its product is annotated as protein mono-ADP-ribosyltransferase PARP14-like. Gene Ontology annotation, molecular function: transcription corepressor activity; NAD+ poly-ADP-ribosyltransferase activity; RNA binding. Gene Ontology annotation, biological process: negative regulation of gene expression. The record is from RefSeq and is a predicted model, not a curated record. Lineage: Eukaryota; Metazoa; Mollusca; Gastropoda; Lepetellida; Haliotidae. Gene Ontology annotation, cellular component: nucleus; cytoplasm. Bases 145 to 6390 code for a protein of 2081 amino acids. The transcript is spliced from 20 exons.